This is a messenger RNA of Vidua macroura (Pin-tailed whydah), 2640 nucleotides long. It is a transcript of the gene SRSF11, whose product is annotated as serine and arginine rich splicing factor 11. The record is from RefSeq and is a predicted model, not a curated record. Gene Ontology annotation, cellular component: nucleoplasm. The coding region runs from base 120 to 1496 and encodes 458 amino acids. NCBI's taxonomy places the organism in Eukaryota, Metazoa, Chordata, Aves, Passeriformes, Viduidae. Gene Ontology annotation, biological process: RNA splicing. Gene Ontology annotation, molecular function: RNA binding. The transcript has 12 exons.
CCGGGCCGGGGGGAGCCAACCGGGCCGGGGGCGGCCAGCCGCAGCGCCCUGCCCGCGCCUCACCCGCUCCCCGCCCCCGCUGUGUCUGCUGCAGCACCGGCGGAGCGGGCGGCGGCGCGAUGGCCUCCAGCAGCGGCACCGACGUGAUCCAGGUCACCAACGUCUCGCCCAGCGCCAGCUCGGAGCAGAUGCGGACCCUCUUCGGCUUCCUGGGCAAGAUCGAGGAGCUGCGCCUCUUCCCCCCCGAUGACUCCCCCUUGCCGGUGUCGUCGCGCGUGUGCUUUGUAAAGUUCCACGACCCCGACUCGGCCGUGGUGGCCCAGCACCUGACAAACACUGUGUUCGUUGACAGAGCCCUCAUAGUCGUUCCCUAUGCUGAAGGAGUCAUUCCUGAUGAGACUAAGGCUUUGUCUCUCUUGGCACCAGCUAAUGCCGUGGCAGGGCUGCUGCCCGGGGGUGGCCUGCUGCCCACUCCCAACCCUCUCUCUCAGAUUGGUGCUGUCCCUUUAGCUGCUUUAGGAGCUCCUGCUCUCGACCCUGCCCUUGCUGCUCUUGGGCUUCCUGGAGCAAACCUGAACUCCCAGUCUCUUGCAGCAGAUCAGCUCCUAAAACUGAUGAGCACAGUGGAUCCAAAGUUGAACCAUGUGGCUGCAGGUCUCGUGUCCCCCAGUCUGAAAUCAGAUACCUCCAGUAAAGAAAUAGAAGAGGCCAUGAAGAGAGUCCGAGAAGCACAGUCCUUAAUUUCUGCUGCUAUAGAGCCAGACAAAAAAGAUGAAAAAAGAAGACAUUCAAGGUCGAGGUCACGCUCGAGGAGGAGGAGGACACCUUCCUCAUCCAGACACAGACGCUCCAGGAGCAGAUCAAGGAGAAGGUCCCAUUCCAAAUCCAGAAGCAGGAGGCGAUCCAAGAGUCCGAGGAGAAGGAGAUCUCAUUCCAGAGACAGGAGCAGGAGGUCUCGGAGCACAUCCAAAACCAGGGAUAAAAAGAAGGAAGAGAAAGAAAAGAAGCGUUCUAAAACUCCCCCCAAAAGCUACAGCACAACCAGAAGAUCCAGAAGCACAAGCAGGGAGCGGCGGCGCCGGCGGAGCCGGAGCGGGACGCGGUCCCCGAAAAAGCCAAGGUCUCCCAAACGGAAAAUGUCCCGGUCCCCGUCGCCCAGAAGGCAUAAAAAGGAAAAGAAGAAGGAUAAAGACAAGGAGAGGAGCAGAGACGAGAGGGAGCGUUCAACGAGCAAGAAAAAGAAGAGCAAAGACAAGGAGAAGGAUCGCGACCGGAAAUCCGAGAGCGACAAGGAUGUGAAAGUCACAAGGGACUACGACGAGGAGGAACAGGGCUACGACAGCGAGAAGGAGAAGAAGGAGGAGAAGAAGGUGGCAGAUGCUCCCUCCCCCAAAGGGAAGGAGCCCGGAGCCGAGAAGGGCAGCGGGGAUCCGGGCAGGGAAUCCAAGGUGAACGGGGACGACCACCACGAGGAGGACAUGGACAUGAGCGACUGAGCCCGCCCACAGCCCCUCCAGUGUGAUCCUUUAUGCUGUACUUGUUAAUCCUCCACCUAGAUGUAUCCAGCUCCGAGCUCUCCAUGGUCUGUCCAUCCCGAUACUAACUCACACCCAAAGCUUGAGACAGGGAUCCCCUGCUCCGGGGGCCCAGCUGGGGCCGGGCCAGGCCGCAGGUCCCUCCCACAGCACGGGCUGGGCCACCCCUCCUCCCUCCCUGCCUCCCUCCCUGCUUCCCUCCCUCCGGAGUGUCCCGGGCUGAGCCAGCAGGGCCCAGCAGUGUGGGGAGUGUGGCACAGCCCUCCUGUCCUGUGGGAAUGCCCCGGGAGUGGGGCACAGCCCUCCUGUCCUGUGGGAAUGCCCCGGGAGUGGGGCACAGCCCUCCUGUCCUGUGGGAAUGCCCCGGGAGUGGGGCACAGCCCUCCUGUCCUGUGGGAAUGCCCUGGGAGUGUGGCACAGCCCUCCUGUCCUGUGGGAAUGCCCCGGGAGUGGGGCACAGCCCUCCUGUCCUGCAGCCACCGAGUGGCUGCCAGGGGCCUCCCGGACACUCCGGAGUUGGCCUUGGAUCGCACCAGCUCUUUGUGCUCUUGGCUUUAGUUCUGGUUUUAAGCCAUGUGCUGGGCUUGGUUGGGUUUGGGUUCCCGUUGGGUUUUGGUUGGCUUUGCCCAGGGUUCUGUGCCCUGACCUUCCUGAGGGCUCUCUCUCCAUGUCCCAGGGAGAGCUGGAACGAUCUGACCUUGGGAAGGGGAAUCCUGGCUGUGCCCAGUGAGGGAGGGUUGGGGGAGCAGCCUCGCCCAGGGCUGGGGGCUCGGGAGCUCACCCGCUGCAGCAGGGAGUGCAUUUUAAAAUGACCUUGGUCUGUUUUUAAAGCGAGUCCAUUGAUAAUGUACUUUUUACUUGAUCUCAAGUUGUACAAACGGAUGAAUUUGUGUUCCUGUCCCGGCCGUUCCCUCCCUCCCGCACUCGGUGAUCCCAUGGUAUUUGCAGAGUAGUUACCCAAAGCUGUUCCUUAGUUCCAGCAGCUCCAGAGCUUUUACUUUUGUGCAGGUAAAGAGACAAAAGUAGCCGACAGUCUGUGCCAUGUCGAUGUACAGUUUCGGAAAAUGUUUUACAAAACUUUGAUAAUAAAACCCUGAAACUUCAA